AUGAAUCAAGAAGAAAUAGAAGUUCUACAAACAAUCUACAAUAAUGAUUUUACAUUUUCGAAUACUCGACCUGUUUGGUAUGGGGUAAUGGUGUCGGUCGAUGAAGAGAAACAAAAUUUAUUUGCCGAAGGUUCACUUUCUCAACAAAAAGACGAGAUUUCAAUUGUUGACCCACAAUACGUUCAAGUUUUAUUUAAUUUACCGUUGGAAUAUCCAUCGGUUCCUCUUGAAUUCCUAAUUGUUGGUCCUUUGUCAUCGAUUAAUCAGUUACCAUCGGACUUUUCAUCCAGUUCACCGACUUUAAGUGACCGUGGUGAUCCAAUCACGAACAAUGAAGAUGGUCUGAAACAUCUAGAAAAGCUCUUAAAAGAUUGUGCGACCGAGUUGGCAUCACGGGAGGAACCUGCGAUGUAUGAAAUUGUAGAAUUGACUAGAAAUUGGUUAUGGGAUUACCAACAAAAAUCGGUAAAUCAUCGACGUCAUCAAUAUUUUUCAAAUCGGUGGAUUGGGGAAUGGCUGGAUAAGUUGUUUGAUUGGCAAAUUGCUUCUUAUUCCCCAUCCAGAGUCAUGGAUGCUCAAUUUAAGGCAGAACUUAAAGUUAUCGAAGAUGUAGAAGAAGAGAGUGGUGAAAAGAUUGAAAUUGCUAAAGUCAGAAAUUAUUUGAGAGAGAGUCUUUGGAAUGUCAACAAGGCUGUGCAGUCGAUCGUUAAAAGUAUUCGUGAUGAUUCCUUGGAAAACGCAUCGCACAUUAAAGAAAAAACGAAAGAAGUCAUGGAAGACAGUGACGAUGGGAAAAUUUGCGCGAUAUGUUUUGACACUUUUCCUGCCGAGGAAAUAACUACUUUUAUGCCUUGUGAUCAUAGUACAUGUAAUGAUUGUCUCAUUCAAUACCUCACUCUUAAAAUAUCCGAGAAUCAAAUUUUCUCAAUGAGUUGUCCUGGAGCCGUUAAAUGUAAAACCUUAGUAAGUCCAAUAAUCAUUGGCCAAUUACUUUCUGAACAGCUGAUAAGCAAAUAUUAUUCUUGCCUUCGCGAUUCCUUUAAUCAACUUCAACAACAUCCCGAAGUUUCUAAACCUCACGUUCAACAACCCGUCAAAAAAUUCUUAUGGUGCAUCAAUCCAAAAUGUGAUCAUUCAUUAUCAGUUAAAGUGCAAUCUCUUCCGCAAAAUCCGCCGUUAUUCCAUUGUUAUGGAUGUAGCACGACCUGGUGUUCGUCAUGUGAAUUAGUUGGUGGUCACUGGCCAUCAACCUGUGUGGACCACGAAACGUACCUCCGCACAAAUCACACGGUAAAACUUCCUAGUAAGCUUCCCAAGAAGUCGAUUUCCGAUAUCUCAACUAAACCAUGCCCCAAAUGUCAUAUACACAUAUCUAAAGAUGGUGGAUGCAUGCACAUGUCAUGUCAAAUGUGUCAUCAUGAAUUUUGUUGGGGCUGUUUGAAAGAAUGGACCAUGCGUUCUCACACUGGAUUCUACAUUUGUGAUUCGAUGCCGAACGGUACGGACGAUGAUGGUUUCCAAGGUAAUAACACCUUUUCGGUAUUUGAUCUGGACGACAUACAAACUACCCCAGGACAACUUCAGAAGAGAUUCAAGAGUGGAGUAGUGUUAUAUUCUACUUCGCUCAAACAAGAACAAAUGGAACUAGAUUUACUGCUUAAGCACUACAGAAAUGGAUCCGAUACCAGGGAUAUCAGGAAAUUGAGAAUUGAAAUCACGCAGUUAUUGGCACAAUUGAAUUAUAUAAUGAAAUUUGGUUCCAUGGGAUUUUUUACGAAAUCGGAUAAGGACGAACUAGAGGUGAAAAAAGGCGUGGAAAUUAUGCAGAGAUUGGAGUUUGGGUUGAGCACCAUGGAAAAGUUGAGAGAUCAGGUGAUACGAAUUGAUCGGGAAAACGUUGGAAAAGAGGAAGGUAGGGAUAAAUGCUACAUGAUGAUGAAUGAGGAGAAAUUAAAAGGUUUGAGAGAGGAGGUAGAGAGAUGCGAGGAGAGGUUAGAAAACAAUAUCAAGAAAUUGGCGAGGAUUCUGCAUUGUUUGGACAGAAUAUGA
Molecule: messenger RNA, 2049 nt
Organism: Acaulospora morrowiae
Lineage: Eukaryota; Fungi; Glomeromycota; Glomeromycetes; Diversisporales; Acaulosporaceae
Source: the annotation of a GenBank genome assembly